This is a messenger RNA of Orussus abietinus, 639 nucleotides long. RefSeq names its product cell division protein ZipA-like. The record is from RefSeq and is a predicted model, not a curated record. The transcript has a single exon. The coding region runs from base 1 to 639 and encodes 212 amino acids. Lineage: Eukaryota; Metazoa; Arthropoda; Insecta; Hymenoptera; Orussidae.
AUGAAAAAGAAGCUACGUGAUAUAAAUAACGACAUUAACAGCUUUGUCUCAACCUUAAACCCAGAUCUCUACCGGGAAGCAAGAGAAGCUCAGCAACACGGGCAGCAGAUCAACUACAGACCAUAUUCCCAAGCCCCAGCACAGAUCAAACAGUUGUUACAAUCUCAGCUUGCUCGCGAACCAAUAGUGCACCUCCCAGCUCAGCCCCCUCCUCAGCUCGCACCUUCAAAGGGCGCAGGUGCACCUCAGUAUCAGACGCAGGCCCAGGUCUCCCAGUACAAGCCUCAGGUGGAAUACGCCUCGGCUCCUCAGCAACCUGCCUACGGUCCGCAGCAGCCAGCACCUGCCCAAUAUACGCCCCAAUAUCGACCCGCUUCCCAGCCCGCUUACCAGCAAUCCAGCAACGCUGGUCAACCCUCUCAGCCCAAUUACAAGGCCCUGUACCGACCCGUAUCUGCACCUCAGGCUGCUCCUCAGUCGCAGCCUCAGUACUCCAGCAAGCUGCCGCCGCAGCUGCAGCAACUCCUGCAGUUCCAAUCGGAGCUCUCUCAUCCGGCCCAGCAGGUGCCUCAGCAGGCGUCUCAGCAACCUGGUGGCCAGUCCAAGAUCUAUCAACCGAAUCAGCAGCGCCUUUACUAA